CGUAGGCACAGGAAAUGUGCAUGUUUUGUCUUCUUGUUUUCGAUCGACAGUAAAUAAAUAAACGUUUUGUGGUGACAGGACAUCGGAUUUCCUGGAAAUUUUGAUGUAAAUGAGAUCAUCAUUCACCAGUUAUUCCUUGCGUUUUUUCAAAAUAACGCACUGUACCUUUGAGUCGCCAGCAAUGUCACUUGCCUAACUGACUGCGUCUGGUUUUGACAAAAGGCUAUGGAAAAGGACUCGCAGGCUGGUAUUGCCACCCCCGUUGUGGGGAGUUCCUCCAUCGGAGGCCUGGCUAGCCAUAGCAGGUCAGAGGAUGAAGAGUCAACCGGGCUGAAGGAUGUGAAGAGAACAGCAGCACAGGCUUUCAGUGGUGGCGGUGGAGUGCCCAAACGCCGCAGCUCCUCACGGUCAAUCAAGAGAAAGAAGUUUGAUGAUGAGCUGGUUGAGAGCAGUCUGGCCAAACCCUCCACCAGAGUGAAAGGUCCACCUGUCAUCGAGCCAAUCCGAUGCUCUGGCAGUGAGCCAUCCUCCAAUGAAAAGAAAAAGGUAUCAAAGUCAAGUUCCUCCAUCACCCCCCCUCUUACCAUGGUGAUCACCCCUCCCCCCAUCACUAAGAGGGUGAAGAAGACCAAGCAAACAUUGCAGAUCACCAAGGACCUUGGCCGCUGGAAGCCCACGGACGACCUGCUUCUUAUCAAUGCUGUCCUGCAGACCACAGACCUCACAGCGGUGCACCUGGGAGUGAAGUUCAGCUGUCGCUUCACCCUGAGAGAGAUUCAGGAGCGUUGGUAUGCCCUGCUGUAUGACCCAGUCAUAUCCAAAUUGGCUUGGCAGGCCAUGAGGCAGUUGCAUCCAGAAGCCAUUGCUGCCAUUCAGGCCAAAGCACUCUUCAGCCAGGCAGAGGAGGCCCUGCUGGCCAAGAUCAGCUCGAACAGUCAGCCCAAGCUGGAGGUGUUCCAGGAGCUGCUGAGUAAGCACCCGAGUGUGUUCUACCCCUCCCGCACACCCAAGAGCCUGAUGGUGCACUGGCAGCUUCUCAAGCAGUACUACCUGCUGGAGGACCAGAGCGUCCAACCCCUUCCCAAAGGAGACCAAGUCCUAAACUUCUCCGAUGCAGAGCAGCUGGUAGAUGAUGCCAAGCUAAAGGAAAGCAGGGAUGAGGUGCUUGAGCAUGAGCUAAUGAUCUCCGACAGACAUCAGAAGAGGGAGAUCAGGCAGUUGGAACAGGAGUUACCCCGCUGGCAGGUGCUAGUGGACAGCAUCACAGGAAUGAACUCCCCGGACUUUGACAACCAGACCCUGGCUGCGUUGCGGGGACGCAUGGUCCGCUACCUGAUGAGGUCAAGGGAGAUAACUCUGGGCCGAGCCACCAAAGACAAGCAGAUAGACGUUGAUCUCUCAUUGGAAGGACCUGCAUGGAAGAUUUCAAGAAAACAAGGCAUUAUUAAACUGAAGAACAAUGGGGACUUUUUCAUUGCUAAUGAAGGCCGGAGACCAAUCUACAUAGACGGAAGACCUGUUCUGUCCGGCAACAAGUGGAAACUCAACAACAACUCUGUAGUAGAGAUUGCAGGCCUUCGCUUUGUGUUCCUGAUCAACCAGGAGCUCAUCUCCCUCAUCAAAGCAGAGGCAGCCAAGAUGAACCAGCAGUGAGAUUUCUCUGGAGUAACUGCCCUAAUCCUGGGCCAGGAGGAAGCAGUGCUCUGGGCAGAUGGACUCUGAGGCCCUGGCUGAAUCCUUGCAACUGGCUCCUCUACGCGAGUUUGUAGAGAUAGACUACUGCUGCAGGCACGAUGUGAACAGUUCCACAACACCACAGGGGAUUGUUUUUCAUCCUGAGUUGGGAUAAUGAGCCAUACUCAGAAUGUAUGGAGUGGGAUGUUCUUAUAUAUGAACACUUUACUGUCUUGGUAUUCAGAACUCACAACCUUGAGGCAGAACACAACAGAGUUAAGCUCAAAGUUAAGUUUUUUUUACUUUCAGUUUGAGUUCUUCAAGUCUUCUCCACCUACUUAAAACUAUUUUCUAGUUGAGCCAAAAGCGAAGUGUUUGUUAUUCCUGGAAACGUCAUAGAUAAAGCUCCUGUGCUAACACACCAUCAAAUUCCAGGUAGAGAUACCAUACACAGUAUAGCUGAUACGGGCAUAUAGUUUGUCAGAGUUAUGGAUUAAUAACACAUCUUGGCCAUUAUUCUUGUUCAUUCCAUUGUCAGAGCGCAGUCACUGAUGGUAUUUGUUACAGGCAGGCACAAUCUAACCACAGUUCCACAAGCACCAGGCUCAGGAAACAGUCCAGUACACAGGACUAUGUCUGUUCAAAUCGGCACCAUCAGCUUGAAAGUCCUAAAAGGGAAGCAUCUCUUUCUCAAGCCCUUAUUAAAGUGUGAUGUAGCCAUUCAAUAAAUGUUGUCCAGUCUAAA
Molecule: messenger RNA, 2419 nt
Organism: Alosa sapidissima (American shad)
Lineage: Eukaryota; Metazoa; Chordata; Actinopteri; Clupeiformes; Clupeidae
Gene: mcrs1
Product: microspherule protein 1
Exons: 15
Coding region: 226-1653 (475 amino acids)
Biological process (GO): positive regulation of transcription by RNA polymerase II
Cellular component (GO): Ino80 complex; MLL1 complex; NSL complex
Molecular function (GO): protein binding; G-quadruplex RNA binding
Source: RefSeq, a predicted model, not a curated record